Messenger RNA from Penicillium brevicompactum, 810 nucleotides. RefSeq lists its product as uncharacterized. Bases 1 to 810 code for a protein of 269 amino acids. Lineage: Eukaryota; Fungi; Ascomycota; Eurotiomycetes; Eurotiales; Aspergillaceae. The record is from RefSeq and is a predicted model, not a curated record. Gene Ontology annotation, cellular component: membrane. The transcript has 2 exons.
AUGGCUUCAGAUGACUAUUAUCCCUACACGCCUAGUUUGAUUGCUGCAGUUAUUGGAGUUGGGCUUUACUUUGCUUUGUUUGCUGUCCAUUUUGUCCGCAUAUACCACACCCGAGCAUGGGAUGGCACAUAUAUGUUAGCAGGGGCUUUGAUGCAGGCUAUGGGACUGGGAGCCCGAGUUUAUUCUUCCAAAGAUCCCAGUAGUUUUGGUGCCCAUGGCGCUCAAUACGUGCUGCUUCUGCUAGGGCCCACCCUUUGCAUGUUUACCGUCAAUGUCACGCAAGUGAAGAUGAUGCGCUGUUUGAACUCCGAGAAUCUGGGUGCGAUCCCCGUGCCGUUGAGAUUACCCACAUACCUCAUCAUCAACACCGCUUUGCUUCUCCUUCAGAUGGUUGGCUCCGUCAUUCUUGCAGUCACCCAUAGAGUUGCUUUGCUCGAGACUGCAACGAAGAUUCUCACUGCAAGCUAUGUAUGCCAAAUGGUGUUUUGGUUAUCCGUUUUAGGGGACAGUAUCAUCUGGAGGAUCAGAUUUGGGCGAUCCCCUUCCAGCAAUCCACCGAGGAUGGCGCACUGGAAAUACUAUGCCCAGUUGUUUGAUCUGGCGAUCUCAAUUGUUGCUCUUGGCCGAAGCUUGAUGCGAUUGACACAGCUCGGCAUGGGACCCGAGGGGUUUUUGACCGUGACUGAAUGGCCUAAUUACGCUUUCGACUUUUAUCAACCGGCCGUCAUUCUCCUGGCCUGGGGAGUGUUUUAUUUGCCAGGGAUUUGCAGAGAAAUUGCGUUUAAGAAUGUUUCGGAUAUUGCGAGAUGA